Balaenoptera musculus (blue whale) is the source of this 4995-nucleotide messenger RNA. RefSeq names its product ring finger protein 31 (gene RNF31). The transcript has 23 exons. Bases 206 to 3424 code for a protein of 1072 amino acids. NCBI's taxonomy places the organism in Eukaryota, Metazoa, Chordata, Mammalia, Artiodactyla, Balaenopteridae. Gene Ontology annotation, biological process: protein linear polyubiquitination. The record is from RefSeq and is a predicted model, not a curated record. Gene Ontology annotation, cellular component: LUBAC complex. Gene Ontology annotation, molecular function: zinc ion binding; ubiquitin protein ligase activity; K48-linked polyubiquitin modification-dependent protein binding.
UCUUUCCUAGUACUUCCUGUUCCCGCUAACCCUGGCGUUGGGCCCGGGGCCGAAGAGUGACCGUACCCUGAGUGACCCGGGGCGUCCGAGCCGACCGGGUCGGGCCGCGAAGCCAGACCCCAGGCGCUCCUGGCGGCGCUCGGGCCGCGCACAGCCUGAGCCGGGUCCCGUCGGGCAGCGGGCUGGGGCUGACUCUUGUCUCAGGAUGCCGGGGGAGGAGGAGGAGCGGGCCUUCCUGGCGGCCCGCGAGGAGCUGGCGAGCGCCCUGAGGAGGGAUUCCGGGCAGGCGUUUUCGCUGGAGCAGCUCCGGCAGCUACUGGUCACCUCUCUGCCGCCAGCAGCCCGCUACCUGCAGCUGGAUGCUGCACGCCUGGUCCGCUGCAACGCUCAUGGGGAGCCCCGAAACUACCUCAACACCCUCUCCACGGCCCUGAACAUCCUGGAGAAAUAUGGCCGCAACCUCCUCAGCCCUCAGCGGCCCCGGUACUGGCGCGGGGUCAAGUUUAAUAACCCUGUCUUUCGCAGUACGGUGGAUGCUGUUCAGGGGGGCCGGGAUGUUCUGCGAUUGUAUGGCUACACAGAGGAGCAGCCAGAUGGGUUGAGCUUCCCUGAGGGCCAGAAGGAGCCGGAUGAGCGACAAGUUGCUACAGUCACACUGGAAGUACUGCUGCUUCGGACAGAGCUCAGCCUGCUGUUACAGAAUACUCAUCCAGAACCACAAACACUGGAGCAGCUGCUGAAAGACAAGGUUGAAGAUGAUAUACUGCAGCUCUCAGAGUUUGCCCCCUUACUGAGAGAGAUUGCUCCUGACCCCCUCACCACACCCUCUGCCCCAGCCUCCAUUCCUGGUCCCUGCUUCCUCUGUGGUUCUGCCCCAGGCACAUUGCACUGCUCAGCUUGUAAACAGGCCUUGUGCCCAACUUGUGAUCGCCUCUUCCAUGGACACCCAGACCGUGCACAUCACCUCCGCCAGACCCUGCCUGGGGUCCCCCAGGCCACCCACCUGACCUCCAGCGUACCUGCCUCAGCUCCACCACAGCCUCAGUCAACCUCCCUGCUGGCCCUGGGAGACAGCUCUCUUUCUUCCCCUGAUCCUGCAAGUGCCCGUCUUCCCUGGCACUGUUCUGCCUGCGCCAUGCUGAAUGAACCUUGGGCAGUACUCUGUGUGGCCUGUGAUCGGCCCCGAGGCUGUAAAGGGUUGGGGCUGGGGAUUGAGGGUCCCCAAGGAGCUGGGGGCCUAGAACCCGAGCUUGCACGGGGUCACUGGGCCUGCCAGAGCUGCACCUUUGAGAAUGAGGCUGCGGCUGUGCUGUGUGCCGUAUGUGAGCGACCUCGGCUGGCUCAGCCUCCCAGCUUGGUAGUGGAUUCUCAGGAUGCCGGCGUUUGCCUACAGCCCCUUCAGCAGGAGGAUACUUUGCUCUCCUCUGCCCAGACUCCAGUGUGGUACUGUAUUCACUGUACCUUCUGCAACUCGGGCCCUGGCUGGGUGUGUGCUAUGUGCAACCGGACCAGCAGCCCCAUCCCAAUACAGCGUACCCCCCGGCCCCUUGCCAGCUCUUUGGAAGAGCGACUCCCUGAACCAGGGCCUCCACGACGCCUCAGUGCCCCCCUGGCCAGUUCCUGUGGGGACCUUGAGAAGCAACGCCAAGACAAGAUGCGGGAGGAAGGUCUCCAGCUAGUGCUCAAGAUCCGGGAAGGGGAAGCCGGAGGCGCCUGUCCAGAGGAGGUCUUCUCAGCUCUGCAGUACUCGGGCACCGAGGUGCCCCUGCAGUGGCUGCGCUCAGAGCUGCCCUACGUGCUGGAGAUGGUGGCUGAGCUGGCUGGACAGCAGGACCCAAGGCUGGGUGCCUUUUCCUGUCAGGAGGCCCGGAAUGCCUGGCUGGAUCGUCACGGCAACCUGGAUGAAGCUGUGGAAGAGUGUGUGAGGGCCCGGCGGAGGAAGGUGCAGGAGCUCCGGUCCCUGGGCUUUGAGCCUGAGGAGGGGUCUCUUCAAGCCUUGUUCCAACACGGGGGUGACGUGGCACGAGCCCUGACUGAGCUACAGCGCCAGCGCCUAGAGCCCUUCCAUCAGCGCCUCUGGGACAGUGGUCCUGAGCCCACCCCUUCCUGGGAUGGGCCAGAUAAGCAGAGCCUGGUCAGACGGCUUUUGGCAGUCCACGCACUCCCCAGCUGGGGCCGGGCAGAGCUGGCACUGGCACUACUGCAGGAAACACCCAGGAACUAUGAGUUGGGGGACGUGGUAGAAGCUGUGAGGCAGAGCCAGGACCGGGCCUUCCUGCGCCGCUUGCUUGCCCAGGAGUGUGCCGUGUGCAGCUGGGCCCUGCCCCGCAACCGGAUGCAGGCUCUGACCUCCUGUGAGUGCACUAUCUGUCCCGACUGCUUCCGCCAGCACUUCACCAUUGCCUUGAAGGAGAAACACAUCACAGACAUGGUGUGCCCUGCCUGUGGCCGCCCCGACCUCACCGAUGACGCACAGCUGCUCAGCUACUUUUCCACCCUUGAUAUCCAGCUUCGAGAGAGCCUAGAGCCAGAUGCCUAUGCGCUGUUCCACAAGAAGCUGACUGAGGGCGUGCUCAUGCGAGAUCCCAAGUUCUUGUGGUGUGCCCAGUGCUCCUUUGGCUUCAUAUACGAGCGUGAGCAGCUGGAGGCAACAUGUCCCCAGUGUCACCAGACCUUCUGCGUGCGCUGUAAGCGCCAGUGGGAGGAGCAGCAUCGAGGCCGGAGCUGUGAAGAUUUCCAGAACUGGAAACGCACCAAUGACCCGGAAUAUCAGGCCCAGGGCUUGGCGAUGUACCUUCAGGAAAAUGGCAUAGACUGCCCCAAGUGCAAGUUCUCGUACGCACUGGCCCGAGGAGGCUGCAUGCACUUUCACUGCACCCAGUGCCGCCACCAGUUCUGCAGUGGCUGCUACAAUGCCUUUUACGCCAAGAAUAAAUGUCCAGACCCUAACUGCAGGGUGAAGAAGUCCCUGCAUGGCCACCACCCCCGCGACUGCCUCUUCUACCUGCGGGACUGGACGGCUCUCCGGCUCCAGAAGCUGCUUCAGGACAAUAACGUCAUGUUCAACACAGAGCCCCCAGCGGGGGCCCGGGCAGUGCCUGGAGGUGGCUGCCGAGUGAUGGAGCAGAAGGAAGUUCCCGACGGGUUCCGGGACGAAGCCUGCGGCAAGGAGACUCCUGCUGGCUAUGCCGGCCUCUGCCAGGCGCACUACAAAGAGUACCUUGUGAGCCUCAUCAAUGCCCACUCGCUGGACCCAGCCACCCUGUAUGAGGUGGAGGAGCUGGAGACGGCUGCCGAGCGCUACCUGCAUGUGCGCCCACAGCCGCUGCCUGGGGAGGAUGCCGCCACCUACCACGCCCGCUUGUUACAGAAGCUGAUAGACGAGGUGCCCUUGGGACAGAGUAUCCCCCGCAGGAGGAAGUAGCUGAGGGCAAGGGUCCCAAUGAAGGUCCUGUGAUCUGACUCCCCGGGAACACUUCCAGCACCAAUAAAGAGGCAUUUCCUUGCCCAGGCUUCUUGGUGGUCCUUCUUCCUUCCUGACCCCACCAUCUGGGGGCACCGGGGAAACGGGGGAGUGAACAGAGCUUUGCUAAAGGCCCCCUGCAGCCUGCCACCUGACCCUCUCUGGACUCAGGCAGAAGGAAUUGACGCUGUGGGAGGCCAAGGGCAGCCCUCCCCAUCCAGCCACCUGGCCUGGGCUUCCUCCUUCCCUGCCUCCUUUCUUUCUUUCGUUGAAUUCAGCUGAUAUUUGGGGUGACCUAGUAGGUACCAAGCAGGCACCGUGGGGGAACACAGAUGCACAAGUGGUACAGAGCUAUCCAGAGGCCCCAGGCCUGACUCCGGGACACUGCGGCCUCCCUGGGGAAGCAGCAGUGUCAUAGAGGUGGUCUGAUGCAAGCAAGGAGUAUCUUGAGGGAGGAAAGGGAAUGAGCCUGAGGCAGUAGGGUCCCUCAUCCAGACUCUGACCGCAGGAUUCCUACGAUAAGAUUCUCAGAUGCUGCUUCCCCCUGGUGGUAACCAGUUACCCUGCAACUCGGAGACCACGUGAUUUCGGGGAAAAGGACCUCCCUGGAGGAGAACUGAAACUUAGGGUGGGGACUGUAGAAAGGGGCGGAGAGAUCCAGGAGCUGCCUAGCCGGGAGCUGAGCUGAGGUCGGCUGAGCCCUGGGACAGCCUGCACAGCAGCUCAGGAUGGCAUCAGGCAGGGCACGUUGCACCCGAAAGCUCCGGAGCUGGGUGGUGGAGCAAGUGGAGAGCGGGCAGUUCCCAGGAGUGUGCUGGGAAGAUGCGGCCAAGACCAUGUUCCGCAUUCCCUGGAAGCACGCAGGCAAGCAGGACUUCCGGGAGGAUCAGGAUGCCGCCUUCUUCAAGGUGAAAGGCCCGGAAACUGGCCCCUUGGAGGGAGGGAUGGAAUAUACACUGGCACUGUCACCCUCAAGCGGUUGCGUCCACCUGGGUUUCAGAUAAAGGGGAGGUUGCAGGGUAGAACCAGCUACAUUACGUAAUUGUCAGAGCCCCACGCAAGAUGAAAAUGCAAACCUUAGUAAGGAUCUCGAGGUGGCAAUAGCUGAGCGUAAACCUAGCAUAGGCCCUUCUGUGUGAGCGCUCAGGCCACACAUCCGUGAAGCCAGCCUCAGUAAAGGAUCUGCGGUCCAGAACAUGCUGCCUCUUCUUUACUUCUGCUGUGUCCUAGGCCUGGGCGAUAUUUAAGGGAAAGUACAAGGACGGGGACUCGGAAGGCCCUGCUAUCUGGAAGACUCGUCUGCGCUGUGCUCUGAACAAGAGUUCUGAGUUCCAGGAGGUUCCUGAGAAUGGCCACAGGGAUGGGGCUGAGCCCUACAAGGUGUACCGGCUGCUGCCACCCGGAACCCUCCCCGCUCAGCCAGGGACCCAGAAAUCACCGUCAAAGCGACACCACAGUUCUGUGUCCUCUGAGAGGAGGGAGGACGAGGUUACCACGAAGAACUGCAUACUCAGCCCCUCCUUGCUCCAGGA